AUGCUCAAUGAGUCGUGGCCCCUCCAGUCAGGAAGCAGCAGCGGAGAGCUCUCUGGAUCAGGAGAGGCCCAGGCCCAGGCCCUGUGGUGGGGACACCACCUGCAGGUGGCGCUGGUCAACACGGUGGCCUUCAGGGGCAUCUGGCAGAAGCAGUUUCUGUUCACCAACUCCCAGAACCUGCCCUUCAUCCUGUCUGAUGGGACUCCCAUCAAGAUGCCCAUGAAGUACCAGGCUGCAGAGGUCAGCUUUGGUCAGCUCAGGACGGGAUCGGAUCAGCGCUACACGGUUCUGGAGCUGCCGUUCCUGGGCCGCUCCCUGAGCCUGCAGGUGGUUCUACCCAGCGAGAGGAAGACGCUACUGUCCUCCCUGGAGGCUCAGCUCACACAGCGCCACCUAGCGUCCUGGGUCACCGGCCUGCGCAGAACCAGGAUGGACAUCUUCCUCCCAAGAUUCAGAAUGCAGAACAAGUUCAACCUGAGGUCGGUGCUCCCCGCUAUGGGCAUCAGCGACGCCUUCAACCCCACAGCAGCCGACUUCACCGGGAUCUCAGUGGAGGAGGGUCUCUAUGUGUCUGAUGCCUUCCAUGAAGUCAGGAUAGAAGUCACGGAGGACGGGACCAAAGCAGCUGCUGCUACUGCGAUGGUCCUCCUCAAAAGAUCCCGAGCUCCAGUUUUCAAAGCAGAUCGGCCGUUCUUAUUUCUACUGCAACAGGUUCACACAGGUAUUUACUUCACAUCAUACAGAUGUUUUCAAUGUUUUAGUCUAGAAAAGCACCCUAGUCAGGGUAUGCUGUUUGACAUUUUAGUUUUAGUAUGAAAAUAAAUAGAUCUUUGAAUGAGUUGCACUGAUCAGACACUACAGAAAUACUCAGUGGAGCAGACAGGUUUGAGCUGAGCAUCAACAGGUGACCUAUCCUUGAGCUCCUGGAGGGUUUUUGUGAACAGAAGCUUUGGAACACGUGUGUGAAUUACUCCUGUUGGACCUUCUCUCUCAGAAGUUUAAAAAUGAAAUUAAUAAAUAAUCUGUUUCUGUUCUGUGAUUCAU
Molecule: messenger RNA, 1044 nt
Organism: Amphiprion ocellaris (clown anemonefish)
Lineage: Eukaryota; Metazoa; Chordata; Actinopteri; Pomacentridae
Product: probable serpin E3
Exons: 6
Coding region: 1-816 (271 amino acids)
Biological process (GO): negative regulation of endopeptidase activity
Molecular function (GO): serine-type endopeptidase inhibitor activity
Source: RefSeq, a predicted model, not a curated record